UAGGUUUCAGGAUGAAGCAGCAAUCGCUCCUCAGCUUCUUCUCGCCGCCGGCCAAGAAGCCGCCGGCCGACGGGGACGCCAAGGGAGGAACGCCUUCGACGCCAGCGAAGAAGCCGCCGGCGACGACCACAUCCUCGGCCGCCAAGGCCAAGUCGACGCCAGCCAAGUCACCUGUGGCCAAGAUGGCGCCGGCCAAGUCGACGCCAGCCAAGGCAACGCCGGCGAAAUCAACGCCAGCCAAGACAACACUGACCAAGGCGGAAGCGAGCACGCCACGGGUCGAGCUCACGCCACGAGCCAAGCCGCGGAAAUCGUACAAGGACGUCCUUGGCUCGAGUUCGGAAGGCGAGUCGGACGACGACGAGCCGCUCACCAAGAAACGCAAGCGCCUCACCAAGCCGCAGUCCAAGGCGAUUGCGAUCUCGGACGACGACGAGGAAGAGUGGAACGAGCCGCAAAAGGACGUGGUCAUGAUCGAGAGCGACGACGGUAGCGUCAGUCUUGCGAGCGAGAGCGAAGAAGACGAGAAACCCGUCAAGAAGGCCAAGUCAAAGACACCUAUGACCAAGAAGGCGCCUCUGAAAGCGGCCAAAGCACCGACCAAGGCGUCGACGGCGACGCCGCCAGCUGGCAGCGGUGGCACGCUCCGGCAGCACGACGCGUGGCCAUGGCUCCACGCCGAGCGCAUGGACAUGAAGAAGCGCAAGCCGUCCGACCCCGAGUACGACGCCCGAACCAUCUACGUGCCCGACGCGUUCUUGAGCAAGGAGACGCCGGCCAUGCAGCAGUGGUGGGCGGUCAAGCGUGAGAAUAUGGACACGGUCCUCUUCUUCAAGGUCGGCAAGUUCUACGAGCUCUUCCAUAUGGACGCCGACAUUGGGUUCAAGGAGCUCCAGCUCAACUACAUGAAGGGCGAGAAGGCGCACUCGGGCUUUCCCGAGAAGGCGUACGCCAAGUACUCGUCGCAGCUUGUCGCGCGCGGGUACCGCGUCGCGCGCGUCGAGCAGACCGAGACGCCCGAGAUGCUCAAAGCGCGCGGCACCAAGUCCAAGGUCGUGCGCCGCGAGAUCUGCUCGCUCUUGUCGCCUGGCACCAACACGAUCAGCUUUCUCGAUGGGUCGACGCCACUGCUUCGGACCGGCGUCGCCUCGUACUUGCUCGCGCUCAAGGAAGACGAGACGUCGUACGGCCUUUGCCUCGUCGACUGCACGACCGGCGCGUUUCUCCUGGGGCAGUUUGAGGAUACACUGCAGCGCGACCGGCUGCGCACGGUGCUGGCCCAAUUCCACAUUGCAGAGAUCGUCCACGAGCGCCACGGGCUCUCGAAAGAAACCAAAGCCGUGCUCAACCACGGCCUCGCGACCUCGACGUGCAUCCGCACCGAGCUCAAAGCCGGCGCAGAGAUGUGGGAUGCGACCCGCACCUUGCGCGAGCUCCAAUCGGCGGCGUAUUUUGCGGCCGAGGCCUGGCCACACGUGCUUUCGGCCUGCGUCGACUCGGACGGGACGGUCAAGGCGGAGAAGGCGCUGGCGCUCGGUGCGCUCGGCGGGUGCGUCUGGAACCUCCGCCGGAGCUUGAUCGACCACGAGCUUCUCUCGCUCGGGCAGUUUGCGACGUAUACGCCGCCGGACGCCUCGGGCGCCCUCACGCAGCGCUACGUGGUGCUGGACGGACACACGAUCUCGAACCUCGAGCUCUUGCGCAACAACUACAACGGGACGCGCCAAGGGUCGCUGCUCGAGCAACUCGACAAGACGAUCACGGGCUUUGGGAAGCGGCGGUUUGAAGAGUGGCUCCUCAAGCCGCUCUGCCACGUCGACGAGAUCCAUGCGCGGUUGGACGCAGUUGCCGACCUCAUUGCGCUCCACCACAGCGUCGUGCUGGAAGUCCGGAGCAUUCUCAAGAGCCUUCCAGACCUCGAGCGCCUCUUGUCCCGGAUCCAUGCGCUGGGGUCGGCGCACCGCGCGCAGACGCACCCGGACGGCCGUGCCAUCAUGUACGAGCUCGCGUCCUACAACGUGCGCAAGAUCAAGGACUUUGUCGCGGCGCUCAAUGGCUUCAAAGCGGCGAUCCGUAUCGUCGAUCUGCUCCGCGAUGCGGUGACGGCACCGGUCCUUACCGCGUGGGUCAGCUCGUACCCGGAUGUCUCGGAGGUCCUGUCGUUCUUCGAUGCAGCGUUUGACCACCGCCAGGCGCUGCAAUCCGGAACGAUCCAGCCGCAGGCCGGUGUCGACGCCGACUACGACGACGCGGCCAACGAGGUCGCGAAUGUACUUGACGAGCUCGACGCGUAUCUGCAGUCGCAGCGGUCGGCGCUGAAAUGCAAGUCGAUCGUGUACUGGGGCACGAAACGCGAAGACCGCUUCCAGCUCGAAGUGCCCGAGUCGGCGAUCGGGUCGCAUCAACCCAAGGCGUACGAGCUCAAGAGCAAGAAGAAGGGCUUCAAACGCUUCCACACGCCCGAGAUCCGCGACUUGCUGCGGCGCCUCAUGGCCGCGGAAGACCGCAAGGAAGACGCGCUGAAAGACCAGACGCGCAAGAUGUUUGCGACCUUUGACGCGCAGUACGCUCAGUGGCUCGCGGCCGUCCACGCGCUGGCGACGCUCGACUGCCUCGUUAGCCUCGCGCUUAUUUCGGGUCAGAGCGACGGGUACGUCCGGCCCACCUUUGUCGACGCCGACGACGACACUGGACCCUUUCUCGAGAUUGUCGAGGGCAAGCACCCGAGCAUCGCCGCGUCCGUGCCGGAUUUCAUUCCAAACGACACGCAUUUGCGCGGAUCGACGCCGAUGCUACUGCUGAGCGGACCCAACAUGGGCGGCAAGUCGACGCUCCUCCGGCAAAACUGCAUCCUCGUGCUCAUGGCGCAAAUGGGCUGCUACGUGCCUGCGACGUCGUGCACGCUGACGCCGGUGGACCGUAUCUUUACCCGCCUCGGCGCCUCCGACCGUAUUCUCGCGGGUCAGAGUACACUCUUUGUUGAGCUCGCCGAGACAGCGACGAUCCUCCGGCAUGCGUCGCGCCACUCGCUCGUGAUUCUCGACGAGCUCGGCCGCGGCACGUCGACGUUUGACGGGACAGCCAUCGCGUAUGCCGUCGUCGAGCAUCUCUUGCACGGGAUUGGGUGCCGCACGAUGUUUGCGACGCAUUACCACUCGCUGGUCGAAGAGUACAUUGAGAACGACCGCGUCGGCCUCGGCCACAUGGACUGUAUGGUCGACCCGACCAACGACGCCAAGGUCGUCUUCCUCUACAAGCUCGCAGACGGCAUUUGCCCCAAGAGCUACGGCCUCAACGUCGCGACGCUCGCCGAGCUUCCGGAGAGUGUCAUCCAGCUCGCAGGCGCCAAGUCGGCCGAGUUUGAAGACGCGCUCAAGAAUACGUUUGCGUGCUCGGAGCUGCAGUCGGCCGUGCGCAACGCCGCGGCGGCAGGCGACGGUGCCGCCCUCCGCGCGCUCUGGACGAGUCUUGCCUAGUUGGUUCUCUGCAUGUAUUCUUUGUUUAUAUACACGAACCAUUGUUAUUUCUCG
Messenger RNA from Saprolegnia parasitica CBS 223.65, 3530 nucleotides. RefSeq lists its product as hypothetical. Gene Ontology annotation, cellular component: nucleus; MutSalpha complex. Gene Ontology annotation, molecular function: mismatched DNA binding; ATP-dependent DNA damage sensor activity; ATP binding. The coding region runs from base 12 to 3476 and encodes 1154 amino acids. The transcript is spliced from 2 exons. Gene Ontology annotation, biological process: mismatch repair. The record is from RefSeq and is a predicted model, not a curated record. Lineage: Eukaryota; Oomycota; Saprolegniomycetes; Saprolegniales; Saprolegniaceae.